Messenger RNA from Diachasma alloeum, 1002 nucleotides. It is a transcript of the gene ppl, whose product is annotated as glycine cleavage system H protein. Gene Ontology annotation, biological process: protein lipoylation; glycine decarboxylation via glycine cleavage system. The coding region runs from base 121 to 639 and encodes 172 amino acids. The transcript has 3 exons. The record is from RefSeq and is a predicted model, not a curated record. NCBI's taxonomy places the organism in Eukaryota, Metazoa, Arthropoda, Insecta, Hymenoptera, Braconidae. Gene Ontology annotation, cellular component: mitochondrion; glycine cleavage complex; cytoplasm.
AGUCACGCGGUUGCCUGCACUCCAAUUUUCAGGCUCUCGCGGUGCGGUCUGUUGGGGAGAGGCUAGAGGCCCCAAAAGCAUUAGAUUCUCUGAUAAAAAUUCAACGACAUUCGUUCCACAAUGGCACAACUCGUCAGCCAAUUAGUCAGGCAAAGUUUGAGAUCAUUCUCGUGCACGCAGGGAGUGAAAAUUGUUAAUUCUUGUUGUAAAUCCAGUGGUUUUGCGCACGUGAGGGCGAUCGCCACGACACCAGUCUCCAGGGCGGAGAGGUGGUUCACUGAGAAACAUGAGUGGGUGGAGGUAAACGGGAAAAUUGGCACUGUCGGCAUCUCCGAUUACGCUCAGGAUGCACUUGGGGACGUUGUCUAUGCACAAUUGCCUGAUGUAGGGACGGAAGUCAAACAGGAUGAGGAAGUAGGUGCACUCGAGUCUGUAAAAGCAGCCUCCGAGGUGAUAAGCCCAGUGAGUGGAAAAGUUGUGGAGAAAAAUGAAGCUGUUGAGAAUAAACCAGGCCUCAUCAAUACCUCGUGCUACACCGAGGGCUGGCUCUUCAAAAUCGAACUCUCCACGCCCAAUGAAAUAGCGAAAUUAAUGAAUGAAAAGUCCUACGAGGAAUUCUUGAAAUCCGAUCCACAUUAACUGACACUCGCAAUGAAAAAUCGACUUCGUCGAUUGCGAAAGCUUUUAGGGAUUAUUUAUUUGACUGAAUGAUCUGGGAACCGACCACGGGGGUUCGCUCCCAUUAUCUGUUUUUUUUUGUUAUUUCUGAUAAACAGUGUCACAACUGCUUCAGUCUCGAGGCUCCUCUGACGAAACAUCACAACGAGACGAUCGCAAUGAUUUCGGUGGAGUUGAAAUUUAGAUAUUUUGAUAUUGAUAGUAUGACCGACGAAAUCAUAUUAUUGUUAAUAGGAAUUUUAAUAUUUAAUCGAAAUGGAUAUUUGCGAGGACAAACAUGACCUCGUUUUUAUAUUGAUAAUAAAGAUGUAUGUUUACAGUCAA